AUGAAGAGUGACAGGUCUAUAUACAGACCCAUCGAGUUCAAAUAUGGCCAGGACUCUGCUCAUCAAUGGUAAGAAUUGUUUGUUAUUGUCUGCCUUAUGUUCCAGAAAGAUAUUGAUGUUCUCCUUUUUUUGACCUAGAAGUAUAGACAGAAAAAAGUUAUGGUAGGCACCAAGUAAAUAAAUUAUUAUCUUUUACUCACUAGGAAAAAUUUGAAGGAACUAGAUUCUCCUGAACCUGUCCAUGUGUCUGGAAACAGUGAUGGGUCCAUGCAUGUGCCUACUCAGUUGAAAUCUGGAGACUCAUCAGCUCACCCAAGGUAAAAAAAAAAAAAAAAAAGGAAAACGAAACAAAAUGUAUCUGUUUUUCAAAUCUUGUCACAGGCUUAUAAUUUAGGUGCUUUUUUCUAACAUUUCAUGCGUUAUUUUUUUACAGUAAGUACACAAAGUUAAGUUUCUGUUCCACCAUGACUUUAUUUUUACAAAUAACUUCUGCAUGUUUGUUUCCUCCACAGAGUUCUUGAACACAACAUUAAGGUUCCUGAUCGUCAAACAAGCCUGGACUCCAUCUUUGUGGUGUGUGUGAAUAUUCAUGUUGCUGCUGAUAAAUCCAUCCACAAACCAAAUACUAGCCCACAAUAUAAUUAAGUCUCUAUAUUGCACUCCACUCUGCAGACAAGCAGGCUUUCUAUCUGUGACUGAUGAUUUAGCUGUUGUUCUUCGAGUUACAGUUUACAUUUUGUUCUGUUUCAGUUGCUUGAGGAGAACAUUAUCAGUUUUGUAAAGACAGAAUUGAAGAAGAUCCAGAGAGUUCUGAGUCCAGAUUACCCAGAAUGUGCAGAGACUCCAAGAGAAGAUGAGGGUAGAGGGCAGGGAAGGAGCAGAGAGGCAUUUUUGAGGAUCACUCUGCACUUCCUGAGGAUGAUGGAACGUGAUGAGCUGGCUGACUAUCUGCAGAGCAGUAAGAAGAUUUGA
This is a messenger RNA of Xyrichtys novacula (pearly razorfish), 972 nucleotides long. NCBI's taxonomy places the organism in Eukaryota, Metazoa, Chordata, Actinopteri, Labriformes, Labridae. The record is from the annotation of a GenBank genome assembly.